This is a messenger RNA of Aspergillus tanneri, 2550 nucleotides long. Its product is annotated as dynamin family protein. Gene Ontology annotation, molecular function: GTPase activity; microtubule binding; GTP binding. The record is from RefSeq and is a predicted model, not a curated record. The transcript is spliced from 4 exons. Gene Ontology annotation, cellular component: cytoplasm; membrane; microtubule. NCBI's taxonomy places the organism in Eukaryota, Fungi, Ascomycota, Eurotiomycetes, Eurotiales, Aspergillaceae. The coding region runs from base 1 to 2550 and encodes 849 amino acids.
AUGGAUUCCUCCUCGUUUGAUACGGCAGGCCUGACGGAGCUCGGAACAGCAGAACAACAGAUCCUCCUUGACAAAAUCGACAGUCUCCGCGUGCAGGGAGUCGGGGAAUUUGUUGAUCUUCCCCAAAUUGUAGUCUGUGGUGAUCAGUCAAGCGGGAAAUCAUCGGUGCUCGAAGCGCUGUCUGGCGUGCCGUUCCCCCGCAGCGAUACACUCUGUACGCGUUUUCCAACCGAAGUUGCCUUGCGAAAGAGUCCCGCUAUUGAAAUUUCAGUUUCUAUAGUGCCGGGGUCAGAUGUAUCCAAGGCUGGGUCUACCAGGUUGCGGGCUUUCAAGGCGAAUCUGCAAAGGCUGGAUGGGUUCACAGACCUUGUUGAAAGGGCAAAGGCGGAAAUGGGCGUCUCUACAACCGGGAAAGCCUUCUCCAGCAGCAUUCUUCGAGUCGAAAUAUCAGGGCCAAAUCAGCCCACAUUGACAGUUGUCGAUUUGCCGGGCUUUAUCCAUUCCGGUAGUAAUGAACAACCCUCCACUGUGGUCAAGCUUGUUUCAGACAUGGUUGGGGCAUAUAUGGAGAACCCGAGGUCCAUUAUUUUAGCCGUAGUUUCGGCCAAGAACGAUUAUGCAAAUCAGAUAGUUCUUUCAAGGGCGCGAGAGGUGGAUCCGGAUGGGCUGCGAACGCUGGGCCUUAUCACAAAACCCGAUGAGCUUCGCCCUGGCUCGGGAACAGAGGCUGAUUUUAUUGACCUGGCGAGUAACAACAAGAUCACUUUUCGACUUGGCUGGCAUAUAGUUAAGAACAGAGACUAUGAUGAAAGCCAUUAUACAACGGUGGAGCGAGGCAUCUCCGAAGAGCAAUUUUUUGCUACAAGCGCUUGGAAGCAGAUGCCCCACGGCAUCGUUGGUAUUACCUCGCUUCGUAAGCGUUUAUGCAAAAUCCUCUUAGGACGAAUUAAAAGAUACUUACCGAAGCUUACCGACGAUCUCCAAUCUAGUAUUGUGGGCUGCAAAACGAAGCUUGACAAACUGGGAGAUAGCCGUGACACAAUUGACGAUCAACGUCGAUUCUUGCUGAGGCUGAGUCAAUCAUUUCAGACACUCUGUAGAGCAGCCAUUGACGGCAAAUAUGAGCACGCCUUUUUCGCUGAUCCAUCUUCAAAUGGUGGGUAUUCUAAAAGGCUACGAGCUGCAAUACAGAACUCAAACCUCGAAUUUGCCAAACGUAUGCAAAACAGAGGCUAUUAUUUAUUCAUUAAGAACGAUGAUGAAGGCUCCUCAGAUGAAGACUCCUCAGAUGACGACUCCGCGGAUGACGACUCCGCAGAUGACGAGUCCGCAGAUGACGACUCCACAGAUGAAGACUCCGAAAAUGAAGGAUUCGAAGACAAAGAGUACGAAGAAGGUUACGUCGGCCACUACGAUGAAGAUGUCCAAGAGUCAACGGGUGACAACGACAUAGAGCUAAUACAAAACAUACAACAUAUCACAAUGACACGUGAGGAGGCAAUCGAAUGGGUACGUCAGCUAUUGGUAAGAAGUCGUGGCCGGGAAUUGCCCGGAUUGUUCGAUCCUAUUCUUGUGGGAGAGCUAUUUCGAUACCAGUCCAUAAACUGGGAGAUCAUUGCGCGCAAUCAUGUCAAGAAGGCAUGGGAAGCAUGUAAGAAAUUUAUCGAAUUGCUUUUAAACGACAUCGGAGAUGAGGAAGCAACGGAAGAGUUGCUGGCAUUAUGGGUUGAUCCGAUCAUCUAUCAGCGCUUUGAAGAUGCCAAUAAAGUACUCGAUCAUCUCCUGAUUGACCGUUCUAGAAAUCCUAUUACUUAUAAUCAGUAUUACACGGAGACGCUGCAACAUAUUCGAGAACAGCGCCAGAUGAGAGAGUUUCAGCAAAGGAUCCAACAGCAUUUGGGUGGUCGUCCAAGAAAACAUAGAUUCUAUAUCAACGUCGCUAAACUCAGUCGGGCGCUUUCACAGCAAUCAAAAGCCGAUAUGGACUCUUUCGCAUGCUCGGAGCUCUUAGACAGUAUGCAGGCAUAUUACAAAGUGGCACUCAGUACCUUUGUUGACAACGUUUGUGUUCAAGUCAUUGAACGCAUCCUAGUAGCAGAUUUAUGCUCAAUUUUUUCCCCUAUUGAUGUCGCACAGAUGGACUCUGAACUGAUAUCUAAAAUUGCGGCUCCGUCUUCUGAAUCCCAAGCUUUGCGGCAGCAGCUUGCAAGAAAGAUGAAAACCUUGGACAAAGGCCUCAGAACCUGUAAACAUUAUUUUCGCCACCGUUCUGCGGGACGCGAAUACCAACUUCAAGGGCCGCUGGGCGGUAUUGUCAAUGGAGAUUCUGUGCUGCCGAGCCACGGAAAUGAUAAGCCAGAAGAUGAAGCAAAGAGCAUUCGAAACCCGACACUUGGAGCAUCGAGUGGCGGGGAAGCCAAGGAUGGAAGUUAUGAGUCAAUUGUAAAGCACGUACUGCAGAAAAGAUCACAGUUGUUGAGAAAAGACAAGGUCAAGAAAUUGAAUCAUUUAAGGGAGGGCCAGCGAGGAGCAGAAACUGCUAUGUUUUAA